UCAUAUAAUUCACAUUUUUGUACUGCACUACACUGGACUGACACUUCUCCUCCAUUAUUAUCGGAUUCCAUCUUCUUCUCCGUCGUUCUCAAUCGAAAUCCACCAUUCCGGCCGCCGUGAGCAUCUGUCGGCGCGCACCUAACAGUCCCGUGGUGUUCUUAAUCUGAAUAUGAUGUAAUCUUUUGAGUUGGGGGUUCUAAUUUUUAGAUAAGGUCCUCAUCCUGGUAAAGUGAUUGUAGAUGGUUGUUUGUUGUGCUGCUGCUGGAGUGUACUGUUGAGAAAGCAAUUAUUGGUGGUGGAAUUUUGCCAAGACAGGGUUUUUUUUUUUUUUUUUUAUGCUGAGUCAUUUGGUAGUGUUUUACGAUUGGUUAUUUAAAGGAUAGGAGAUGAAGCUCUUGUGAUGGCUUAGAAUGUUGAUGCCCAAGAAACUGGAGUAGUUAGUGGAGUUCCAUCCUGACCCGUUUGAGCUGCAAAGUGAUUGUAGAAGCAAACAUAAUAUAAUAUUUGUGAGUCUUCCGAAACAUAGCUAAAACGGGGUCCCUUUGUUGUGUGGCUGCAAGGCCACAUGGAUCAAAUGCAACCAGCAGGGAGUGGUCCAUGGGGCCACAUGAGCCUUACUGGCGAACUAAUUCGAGCUUUUCCCCGCCACCAACAAGAUGGGACUUCCGGUUCCAAUCUGAAGCUCUAUCAUUUGGGUCUCAUGAUGGAGCCCAAUUGUAUGGAUCAUCAGCUUCAUCAAACAGCAGAGAAAGUAGAAGCUGGGCAAGGGGAAACCAGUUCACGAAUCAUCAAUAUCUUGUAUCUGAUGGUAUUGGUGCAUACUAUAGUAGCCCAUCUGAUAACUCUCCUGCUCAGCAGUGGACUCCUCCUGCUAUACAAGAAAUCAGCAUUGAUGAUUAUGGCACUUCUAGGCAAGUUUUGAGGCCUUUAUCCUUCUCACCAACAAUGGAGGGAACAUCGACUGCUAGGGAUGGGAGAGGCUCGACUUCAUCCCGAUCUGACAGUAGUGAUAGUGAAUCCAUCACCAAGUCACAUUCCUCUCAUCGUAACUUUCCAAGUUGCCGUUACUUUAUGUCCAAACCCAUUCACCCCUUGUCAAUUCCAUCUGAAACGCCUAGAAGAGAAGCUUUUGACAGCAUCCCUGCAGGUUUUUCCGAAUUCGAUUCGACCACUCCACGGAGAGAUAAACACCGUUCCAGCAGUGCUAGUUGCAGUCUUGACCUGGAGGCUUCCGAGCCCGUUGAAUCUGACUCUUUAAGUAGGUCUUUUAACGUCUCGGAAGGUUUCAGAUGUGGGUUGUGCGAUAGGUUUCUAUCGCAGAGAUCGCCUUGGAGUUCCCGGCGAAUUGUCCGAAGUGGUGACAUGCCAGUUGCUGGGGUCCUUUCAUGCCGCCACGUAUUCCACGCCGAAUGUCUGGAACAAACGACACCAAAGUCACGUAAGAGCGACCCUCCAUGCCCAAUAUGCGCCAAGGUCGAAGAGGGAAGCUCUCCAGAUCAGCGGGCCUUCUCGAAGUUCUUCCCUCGGCUUAAACCCUUUUCUGAAGACGGGCCAUCCAAACCGUGGGGCUGUGCUCACGCUGGAGAUUGCGUCGAAGGGGCCCUACACGCACCCUCCCGGAACACCCUUCUCUCACUCAACCGCAGUCGAAUUAGAAAGAACCUGUCUUUGAAGGGCAAUCCGGUUAAAGAAUUCCCGGGGAAGCUGAGGAAAACUGGCUCGUAUUCAUCGCAAUUAUUUACCGGAUCGGUGGAUCACGGAACCGCUGGAUCUUCAAAGGCGGUGACAGGCUCCAGCUUGAAGUAAGAGGAAAGUUGUGGUUUUUGGCCCUAUGUGAAGUCUAGUUUUUUGGGUUGAUUGAAUGAUGAAAAUGGGAAAGCCUAAUCAUGUUGUUGUAGUAUUUGUUAAGGUGGAAAUGUGGUUUUGAAUUGAUGUCAUUAAACAUAUAUUGUAUGUUGCAUGCAUGCUUUAGCAUUGAAUCCCUGGGGGGAAUUGUUGUAAGAUAUAAAAUGAAAAACAUGGAUCCAAAAUUCUGUAA
Messenger RNA from Ipomoea nil (Japanese morning glory), 2038 nucleotides. RefSeq lists its product as uncharacterized. Lineage: Eukaryota; Viridiplantae; Streptophyta; Magnoliopsida; Solanales; Convolvulaceae. The coding region runs from base 598 to 1806 and encodes 402 amino acids. The transcript has 5 exons. The record is from RefSeq and is a predicted model, not a curated record.